AUGAAUGACAAAAGUGAACUAAUUAAUAUCAAAGGGAACGCCCUGGAUCGCUUUGUACUACACUCUACAUUGUUACGUCUGAUUGACCCUGUUCGAGGCAAACCGACCCGGAAUACACUCGAUGAGAACCCAGACGGCGGCUUUUCGAGUGCAUGGCAGCUCCAGCAAAAGUUUCUAGACUCAUUUGCCCUUGUUUGUUCAACAUCUAGCUCAGGAGCGAAAACAGCUACGGCGGUUUGUCUGGAAAUACAUGACCAAAUUGGAAAUAUCCUCCGUUUGGCGCGCAACCAUGGCUUGACACCUGAGGAUCUAGCUGGACUUAAAAGAGUGCUGCAAGUGUUGCAAGAGGUUUCUAGAAGGGAAAGGCCAUCAUCGCAAGCCGAGACCGAGGUUCUACAACUGGUUGCUGAACUUGACAGAGGCCGAAUUUUGCGACUUGCAGAGAGGAUCGAGAAGCAAGGCAUUUGCCAGUUCCUACAAAAAACACAAUCUGGAGUGCAAUACAGGCAACUCCAGUCAGAAAAGUUAAAGAUCUGGCUCGAGAGCUGCCCUUUCACAGCCGCUACCUCCCGCAUCAAAAAUUGGACCUGCGCGGCUAUAGUCAAGCUCAUCAAUUGGGCGUCGGAAGCUCGAUGGCAAUACGCUGAGCAACUACGAACUUUACUAAAGCUUGAUGAAUCACAAAGUCAGGUCUGGUUGGAUAAUCUGCACAAAGUCGCUCGCUAUCAUUCUGCGAUCAAAUCCAUGGUCAAGUUCGCCGUGAAGGAGCCCGGCAUCUUCGUCAAUAUCGGCAUCCGACCGAUCAAUGCGCCUGAACCACGUCGGUUCAAAUUCCCAUACGGCGACGCUCCACUGCUUGCAAUUGUUCAAAGGCUUUUGGGAAAAGAUACAAACUCGACGAUGGAGAAGCUUGAGAAACAUUUGGGCACCCAGGAUGCCGAAAUGGAGCUGCGUGAAGCCUCUCCCGCAAAACUGACGCUUCAUGCCGAGAUGCAAAUCGUUGUUUUUUACGAAUGCAACCCCGGUUUAGCUCCCCACCUAAGGCUUAUUGGGACGAGCAAAAAAGCUUGCUUUCUUUGCGACAAAUAUCUGCGUCAUCAUCCACUCAGGCUGCAAGCUUCCGCUUGCCACCAAAGGAUCUAUCAAUCGUGGAUGCCGCCUCCGUACAAUAAAUCCCCAGGAGAUUCAACGAGGACCCCCUUUAGAAAGCUAAGUGGCGAUAUCGAGAAAUUGACGAGGCAGGAGCUAAAAUCGGCACUAACUGCUCCCCCUCGACCACCAAACUAUGAUUCGACUGCUGGGCCUUCUCUGACAUUAACGGCAACUGUACCAACGGAACUGAGGUCACUGCAAAAGACUCAAGAAAAAUCAGCGAUUCAAGAUGACAGUUUCUCAGAGGAUUCUGACUGA
Molecule: messenger RNA, 1410 nt
Organism: Fusarium proliferatum ET1
Lineage: Eukaryota; Fungi; Ascomycota; Sordariomycetes; Hypocreales; Nectriaceae
Exons: 2
Coding region: 1-1410 (469 amino acids)
Source: RefSeq, a predicted model, not a curated record